UAUGAAAAUAUAGGAAAAAUGUUCCGGGAAGGAAUACUUUUUAUCUUUCUACUGGAACAUAUUCGUUCCAACCUUAGAAGACCAGAUUGUAAUGAGUUCACUCAAUGCAGGUCUAGAUGUGGUUCUACGAUAUCUCCCCCCUACUCCUGUGCUUGUGACUCCAGCUGCAGUUUCUUCGGGGAUUGUUGUAAGGAUUAUACGGAAGAAUGUACACAAGAUAUUCUUCCAUCAAUCCUACAAAGCAGAUCCAGUCUGUUCUCCUGUAGAACUCAAGGAUCAACAGGGAAGUAUGCUCUUUCCCACUGCCCGCAGAACACAAGUCCCGACUGUCCUCAUUCUCUUCUCUGCGAGCUAAUCACUGAUCCACCAGCUUUUCAUCCAAUUUGGAAGUUGUUCUUCAAGAACCAGUUCUGUGUUCUCUGCUGGGUCGAACAGAACGUUACUGAAGAGUUGAAACUCGUCCUAGACAACCAUGCGGAUUCAAGGAUUUGCGUUCCUGAUCUGAAAGAGUGUUCUAAAACUUCUGGAAGUAAUUAUUUGAGGAAAAAAUGUAAUUCUUACAUUCAACCCAUUCUUGUUCAGAUGUAUGUUGGUGAAGAGCUGGUAGAGAGUGUGUACAGAAAUAUUGAUUGUUUUGUUCAGUUGUAUGUUGAUGAAUAG
This is a messenger RNA of Eurytemora carolleeae, 660 nucleotides long. RefSeq lists its product as uncharacterized. The record is from RefSeq and is a predicted model, not a curated record. The transcript has 8 exons. Bases 19 to 660 code for a protein of 213 amino acids. Lineage: Eukaryota; Metazoa; Arthropoda; Copepoda; Calanoida; Temoridae.